Messenger RNA from Sycon ciliatum, 1641 nucleotides. Its product is annotated as meiosis-specific with OB domain-containing protein-like. Gene Ontology annotation, molecular function: single-stranded DNA 3'-5' DNA exonuclease activity; single-stranded DNA binding. NCBI's taxonomy places the organism in Eukaryota, Metazoa, Porifera, Calcarea, Leucosolenida, Sycettidae. The record is from RefSeq and is a predicted model, not a curated record. Bases 172 to 1575 code for a protein of 467 amino acids. The transcript has 13 exons. Gene Ontology annotation, biological process: resolution of meiotic recombination intermediates.
GGAUAAAGAGAUGGAGCCCAGCCUCCAGUCUCCAGCCAGCAAGCAGUCCAGGCGAGGAGGAGGGAAAGAAGCUAAAUUCUUCCGAAUGAAUUUUCUUAGCCGGUAUAUUUAUAUUAUCACUAUCUGCGAUGACGGUGCUCCGUAGUACCUGUUAGUGGUGAGGGAUUUAGGAUGUUCGGUACCCAGCAAUCAUGGCCAGAUGGAACUGAGCUCCAGGCUAAACUAGGAAGCAGUUCUUCAGCAGGACUUCCUGCGUCGGAUGGUCGAACACCGAUCAGCAAUCUUUCGGGAGGCGUAAACGAUGCCACUCUGGUCGGCAUUGUCCUCGCUAAGCAAGCCGUGAAAUCGUUCAUGGACAAGAAGAAUCCAGGAAAUGAACGGUGUUGCUUUACGUUCACCUUGCGGGACUCCCCGGUGGAUUACAUCAAUAUUACCUGUUGGGGAAGUUCGCAGUACAUCAAUAACUUGUCCAAGCAGUUCAAGCUCAAUGAUGUGGUUGAAGUGAGGAAUCCACAAGUAUCAACCAAGUCCAACAAUCCUAAUGAGGACAAAUGGCGCCCAUCUACACCUGGAGCUUUCCAGCUGUCAGUGAAUGAGAAUCACAGUGCAGUGGCACUAUACAGCGGUUGGAAUCUGGGCGAGUUCUCUGCAUUUGCGCAUGUACCGAUCAGUAACAACAGUGACUAUUACACCCUGGGUGACAUUGUUCUGGCCGGUGAUCGCAUCAACCAGCAGAUGGUCAACAUCUUAGCUGCUGUAAAGAAGGUUCAGCCAGUUCGACAAAUUACCACUCGCGGUGGACAGCAAAUGAAUUGCCGAGACGUUACCCUCUUUGACUCUACAAUACAAUCAUUUCAAUUCACACUGUGGAAUGAUGACUUGAUUGAGUUGGCAGACUCAUGGUCACCACAUGAAAAUGUGCUUUUUAUAACUUCCGCCAAAGUUGCAAUGAAUUCGUAUCGGAAUGAGAUGACAGCAUCGUCGGGGAUGAAAACCAUCAUUUUAUCCAAUCCUGAUACUGUGGAUGCCCAUGAAUUGUACCAAUUUGCCCAGUCUCAAGAGGUGGAAUCUGGCACAAGCAUGGAUACAACUGUCAUAUCAGAUGAAGUGUUCAGUAUUCAAGAGAUUGAAGAAGCCAUGAUGGACAAGAAGCGGAUAACUGGUCAUCUAGUGGCAGCAAUCACAGCUGUGAAUAUUGACGACACCGCUGACCAAAGCGCUUGCCUCUGCAGACGCUGCACCUCGUGUAACGGCAAGGUUCAGCCUCCAGAAGGAGACUGCCGGAAUCCCAAAUGUCAAGGUGGCUCCACAACUCAGCUGGACUUCAAUCUGCAGAUGACUCUUGCCGAUGCCAGUGGAGCAAUGGAGAGAUGUUUUCUGAUGAUGGGUGUAGCUGCAGACUUCCUUGGAUGCACAGCUGAGCAGUUUUCUGAAGCGGACAAUGCAUCAAGGACGGCACUAAAGUGGCAAUUUCUUCUGGAACAAGUGCGAGUGUCAUUUGUGGCCGUACCUCCAACUGACCGAUUCGGCCUGGCAACAUGUCGUAUUGCAUCGAUACAACUUGCAUGCUCGUGAAACGCUGCCACUUCUCACCAUUCUUCUCUGAACUUUAUCUGUAAACCCACUGGCUAUUUCGUCUGU